Molecule: messenger RNA, 3396 nt
Organism: Closterium sp. NIES-65
Lineage: Eukaryota; Viridiplantae; Streptophyta; Zygnematophyceae; Desmidiales; Closteriaceae
Source: the annotation of a GenBank genome assembly
AUGGUUGGAUAUGGUCAUCUCGACGGCACCAAAGCUUACCGCAUCUAUAUCCCAUCUCAGCACCGUGUCAUCCUUUCUCGUGAUGUCAUCUUCAUGGAGCCCUCUGCACCGCCUUCCGACGACUCUCGCGACCCUCCAUCGUCAUCUCCACCCACAUCCUCCUCACUACCUCCUCCUACACACCCUUCUUCCUUGGACCCAAUCUCCCCUCCCUCUCCUUCCCCCACCAUACCUUCCUCCACCAACCCCCACCCACAAUCCCCAAACCUGCCCGCACCAGCCACAUCUUCUCCUCCUCCAUUGUUUUCCAACCUUCCUCUGCCCUCGACGCCGCAAGACUUUCACCUUCCAUCCUUCUCUCCUCCCUCUUCGCCUCCCCUUCCCCAUUGCACGACUCGCUCCUCCCCGCCAUCCCCUUCAGCUCUUCCCGAUCCUUCCCUUUUCUCCUUCCUCAAGGUCUUACCAUCCCCUUCCGAACCCAUUGACUUCACUCUUCCUCCUCUUUCCAACACCUCUGCCAAUGCUGCCCUUCACCAUCAUUACGAACCUCAAACCAUUCAUGAGGCUCGUACCGGCCCUGAUGCUGCCGAAUGGAUCAAGGCUGCUGAUGCGGAACUCGCUGCCCUGCACGCUAAUGACACCUACAGCAUUGUUCCUCGACCACCCAAGUGCAAGCCGAUUCCAUGCAAAUGGAUUUUCAAGGUCAAGGAGAACGCUGAUGUGUCGCGAGUGUAUGACCUGCUGCCUCAGAUGCCUGCUAUUGCCAAGGCUCACGAGGAGCUCUGCCUGCGCUUUACUGCCGCCAUGAACAAGCUGACAGUAAUGAAGCAUGCGCGGGUGAAAUCGCGCUCCCCCCAGGCGAAGGAGGUGCGGGUGGAGGUGUACCGAGUGCUGCUGGAGGGGCUUACAGCGCUCGUCUACAUUCGCUUUUUUUGGACGGUCCGUCUUCAUAUUCGCCGUUCUCGCGUUAGACUAGAGCUUGACCUGCCUUUUCUACCAAUUUCCCGUGUCCCCGCCCGAUGCUCUCUCUUGCCCCCCGCUGUCUUUGAGCAGAUGGUGCAGCAUGGUUUCUCACAGGCAGAGCUGCAAGCUGUGUUACAGCUGAUUGCAUACAUAAAGGGCGUGGCGGCCAUGAUGACAGCAGUGGAGGGGGACAUUGCAUGGGUGCUGCGGGAGGCCAUCCACGCGGACGUGCAGGAGUUUGCACGCGUGUAUGUGGCCUCUCUGCUCAAGCGUGUCUCCUCUUCCAACAUGGACUCACCCUACGCGAGCAGCACAGCACAGCAGUGCAAUGCGGUGCGCUAUGUUGUGCUCCUCCGCGUUGCUGCGCGGCAGGUCACUACUGAGGAUCACGGCAGUGGUGGCAGACUGGGCGGGGAUACCCGAGGAGGAGGCGCUGGAGGUGAUGGCGAGGAGCCACAGGUGGCAUCCCAUCAAGCGUCUUACCCUGCCGCACCCCAUCAAGCGUCUUACCCUGCCGCACCCCAUCCCGCCCUCCCUCUGACGUUGCUGAGGAUCCGCGCAGUGGCGGCGGACUGGGCGGGGAUUCCGGAGGAGGAGGCACUGUCAAUGAGGACGCUCCUCAUGACGUUGCUGAGGAUCCGCGCAGUGGCGGCGGACUGGGCGGGGAUUCCGGAGGAGGAGGCGCUGGAGGUGGUGGUGAAGAGCAGGAAGGGGCACCCCGUGAAUGAGGACGACCUCAAGCGGCUUGCCUUGCCGCGCCCCACCCCGCCUUCCCUCGCCCAGCGCAUUUUGAACGCCUGCGGCUCUUCUUCCCCUGGCCUCCUGCUCUUCUUCCCCUGGCCUCCUGCUCUUCUUCCCCUGGCCUCCUGCUCUUCUUCCCCUGGCCUCCUGCUCUUCUUCCCCUGGCCUCCUGCUCUUCUUCCCCUGGUGUCACCGAAUAUGCACGAAAGGGGUGCGCGUACAAGCAUGGAUGUGUACGAGAUGCGUUACGGCAGGAAUUAUGGCCGCCAUGAGGCGGAUCGCUCGCGGCGCGAACGCUCACGUGAGCGCGGGCGCUCGCUGGAGAGGUCGCCGCGGCGGCCUGAGCGAUCGCCGCGGAGGCCGGCCUUUCGCGCGGAUCAGGUCCCUCUCGCGCCAGAUCGCCAGGAGGGAGGUUCCGCCCGAGAAGGAAGAGGCGGAUCUGGAUCCGUCACGGCGGGGAGUGACCCGUGGCGGACGGACGGGCGUCACGGAGCGGAUGGCGGUCGUGGGUACCGCCAGGACACGGGAGCAUACCGCUCGCCGGAGGAAGGCUAUCGCCGUCGCGAAGGGAGAAGUCGCGGGCGAGGUCUGGAGGGGCUCUUCUCGGGUCGCCAAGGCGAUCUUGAUGUGGAUGGAGAAGACGAGGCCGACUCGGCGAAUCGAGUGCGAGAGACGAAUCGUGAAGGCGAGACCAAGGGCGAUGACGAACCCCAGGAGGAAGGCGCAGGCGAGCAGCGCGAGAUGCCCGCUGGAGUUGAUGACGACGAUCCCGCGCAGGCGGGCGUGGCGGCGGAGCCGAGCACGGCGGAGGCGGAAGAAAAGGGCGGUACUACCCGAGACCUGCCGCGCGACGGAGAGAAAGGUGACGGCGGGGGGCGUGGCAGUGGCGCGCGCUCUCCAGAUCCCCGUCAGCAGCGUGACGAGGGACGUGGCGACGGCGCGCGUUCGCCUGAUCCGCGCCUGAAUCGGAACGGAGGACGCGGCGGCGGAGCGCGCUCGCCAGAGCCUCGGCUGAAUCGUGAUGGGGGACGCGACGGAGGCACGCGCUCGCCAGAUCCACGGAUGUAUCGGGAAGGGGGGCGUGGCGGCGGCGCGCGCUCUCCAGAUCCGCGUCAGCAGCGUGACGAGGGACUACGCGCUCGCCAGAUCGGCGGCAGAAUCGUGACGGGGAACGCGGUGGCGGCGCGCGCUCGCCAGACCCGCGUCUCCCGCACGAGGACGGGAGGCACGGAAGCGGCUACCGCUCGCCAGGACGGCAGCAACUGCAGGAAGAAAGGCGCAGAGGCGGCUACCGCUCGCCAGAGCUACGGCGACACCAGGACAGUGGACGCAGGGGAAGCGUGCGCUCACCAGAUCCGCGGAGGUAUCACAACUGGAGAAGCGGGGGGGAGCUGCGCUCUCCAGGUCCUCGUUACCCUCGUGAUGAGAGACGCGGAGGCGACUACCGCUCGCCUGAUCUGCAACGGUAUCAUGGAGAGAGGUGGGGAAGCGAGACGCGCUCGCCCGACUGGCACAGGCAACAUGAAGAAAGCCGGGGAGGCGGAUACGGCUCGCAGCUUCGGCAACAGAGCAGGGAUGAGGGGCGCGGCGGAGGGUAUCACUCACCUGAUCGGUACUGGCAGCAUGACGGAAGACGUACCAGUGAGGGAGGACGGGAUCAACGCAAAAGCAGAGAGGAAGGCAGCGGGCUGA